Messenger RNA from Lycium ferocissimum, 1164 nucleotides. RefSeq lists its product as uncharacterized. The record is from RefSeq and is a predicted model, not a curated record. Gene Ontology annotation, molecular function: nitrite reductase [NAD(P)H] activity; 2 iron, 2 sulfur cluster binding. NCBI's taxonomy places the organism in Eukaryota, Viridiplantae, Streptophyta, Magnoliopsida, Solanales, Solanaceae. The transcript has 3 exons. The coding region runs from base 89 to 922 and encodes 277 amino acids.
GUCUCACACAUACCCCACACACAGACACGCAUUUACUCCAUUUGCUUCAUCUUUCUCUCUUCCCCCCCAUAACCAUAAGCCAUAACCAAUGGCCACCAUAUCCCCCAAGUUAGCCACCGGCAUUCUCCACCGUAAACCACCCUCCCUCAUCCCAACUACCCUUUCUUCAACAACCAACUCCAUUUCAUACAGUUAUAGUAGAAGUAGCAAGAAUGUUAAGGUGAUCACAUGCAAGGCUACUGAUCAGGUUUCGGUGGCUGAGGGAUCAUCAGCGUCAGGUGGAGGAGAUGGAAAGUUCAACUGGGUGCCAGUGGUUCCUUUGUCAGCAUUGCCAAAAGGAGAGAGACGUGUUAUAAUACAAGAAGCGGAAACUAUACUCUUGCUUUGGUAUAAAGAUGCUAUUUUUGCUAUUGAAAAUCGUUCACCUGCUGAAGGUGCUUAUAGUGAAGGACUUCUUAAUGCUAAGCUCACUCAGGAUGGAUGUAUCGUGUGUCCUACAACAGAUAGCACAUUUUAUCUGCAAAAUGGAGCCAUCAAAGAAUGGUACCCGAAUAACCCUGUGCUGAGAGUCCUUACUCCCGCCUUGAGAAGUUUGUUUGUUUAUCCUGUUAAAACCGACGAUGAGAAUAUCUACAUCAGUAUGAGAGGUGGAAAAGCUGAUGCAUCUGCCGAGAUUGUUUUCAGUGGGAAGGCUCAGCCUGGUGUAACAGCAAGUGACGUCAAUGUAGAUGAGGUAAGAAUGGUUGUCGACGAGGGUCAAGAGGCCUUUGGGUUCACUGGAAGGAAUGAACUGAUAAAUGGAAAAGCAGCAGUAAUUGGUUUCCUGUUGCUGUUGGAUUUUGAACUCUUGACGGGUAAAGGUCUUCUCAAAGGAACAGGCUUCUUGGACUUCAUUUACUCAGUUUCAGAUGCUUUCAAAUGAAACCAUUUCACUAGAGGAAAUUUUUCCUACUAAGUAUACAUAAAUUCUUAUUCCCCUUUCUCUUUUUUUUCCCCCUUUCCUGUUUCCCUGACAAAUUUGCUUUUGUUUACAAUAAACCAAAACAGAGAAUGUUGAUCUUUGUAUAUGUUGUCCAAUUUUAUAGAUUAGUGAAUUAUAGACCUUUGAACAAGAUACUCAUUGUUCUAGGUGAUCAAUGCAGAGAACCUUCUUUUUCUUUUGCA